This is a messenger RNA of Didymodactylos carnosus, 2994 nucleotides long. Lineage: Eukaryota; Metazoa; Rotifera; Eurotatoria; Philodinida; Philodinidae. The record is from the annotation of a GenBank genome assembly.
AUGCUAGGAUCGACGAGACUACAUGCGUCAGCCGAAGAUGUUAGCAAAGAUUAUUUAUCGCCACAUCGUGUAUCAACGAUGGUAUCAAUUGGUGCAAAUGAAUUACCAUAUGAAGAAUUAGAAUAUGAUGUAUUAUUAAAUUUAUUACAAGAUUUAGAUAGUGGAAGCAUUAGAAAACCGGAUAAUUUUACUUCAUUACAUUUUCUAUUGUUAAUGUUAUAUGAUUCGGAUGGUAGACAACGUGAUCGAUAUCCAAUUUGGCGAUGGUAUUAUAGAGUAAAAAAGAAACUAUUGAUAGCGAAACAUUUGACAAUUGAUAGUAAAAAUUGUAAAGAAAUGAUUUUAACUGCUUUAGAACAUAUAAUUGAAACAACUAAAGAUGAACAGCAACUAAAACAAUUGAUGUUUCAAGGUAUUCAAUUAGAACAACAAUAUUUAACAUCAACUAUUCAUGGUUUAUUUAAAACAUAUACACCAAUACAUACUUAUUUGUACAUGGAAUUACAUGAUAAACCAACAUUAAAUACAAAUAAAAAAUUAUUUAAUAUAUUUCAACAAUUAAUUCAAAAAUAUUAUUUGACAGAUAAUUGUGAUCUAAUUCAUUUUGCUAUUGCUCAUAAAAAAACGACACUAUUAACUUUAAUAUUUGAUAAUAUUAAUUGGUUAGAUUUAUCCAUGAAUUUAACAACAGAACGAGGUUGGUUACCAUUACACUAUGCAUCAUUUGUUGGUGAUAAAGAGACAGUUCGUACAAUAUGUGACACACUUACAUCAUCUACAUCUGAAAUUCAUAUCGAUAUCAUCUCAUUAUUAAUUUCAACUUUUAGAAUGAAAGAAUUUACGCUUAAUCCAAAUAAUUAUAUUCUUAAAGCAUGUGGUAUGGAAACACUAAAUAAAAAACAUAUAUCAAAACAUCAACAAAAAGAGAAUAAAGAAAAUUUAUCAGAAACUAUUUUUCCUCAAGAUAGUAAUAAUAUAAUGAUGAGACAAAAUCAUUUGCAACAAUUGCAUAUACAUUCACAAGCUAGUGGUACAACAACAAAUAAUAAUAAUAAUAACAAUAAUAAUAAUAAUAUAAAUGAUAAUGAUAUUCCCGAUGCCGAUGAACUAGAAUUAUCAUCAUUACCAUUAUUACAACGUGAUGAAUUUAUUGAAAAAAUAUUACAUGUUCGAGAUAAACAAUUACUUAUUCCAUCACCAUUAAUUCUUGCUUGUAUUGCUACAUGUGGUGAUAAAACAGAUUAUGAAGAAAUUGUUAAAAUUUUAUUAGAUUCACAUUUAGUUGAAUUUGAUGGACUUAAUCAUGAUUGUAUUUUAACUAAAGUACUCGAUUAUAUGCAAGAAAAACAGUAUGCACAAUUUCAACGUGUACAAGUAUUUAGAGAUACAGAACAAGAGGGACCAUCCGCCUUUAUUUUCUAUCAAUUUGAUGGAUUUAUUGUUAAUCAGGAUAUUAAACCAUUAUCUGGCUCCGUUGGUAAAUCUGGUUCAUCAAUGACAAUUACAACAUCAAAAUAUGAAGAAUCAGCAUCCGAUGAUGGUCAUAACAACGAAACACCUAUUAGUGUUCGAUGUUUUUUAACUGUACUUGUUCUAAGAGAUAUAUUUAUUCAAUAUCCAAGAUGGGAUUUUCAUUUGUUACGUGAAAAUAUAGAAGAACAUUUUUCAGAAUUAGAACAAGCAUUAGGUUGUCGUCCAACAAUAUUAUAUCCUGAUGGUGAUAUUAUAUCAUCUCGAAAACGUAGCGAUGUUACAUGGGAAGUAAUUAUGAAAUAUCGUUUAAGUAGUGAAGCGGGACAAUCUGUUUAUAUGCAAGUUGACUACUAUUUCUUUGAAUCAUUUGGUGAUCCAUUGGCAGAUGCACUUGCUAAUAUUUAUCAGACACCAUUUUAUUUGUCAUGUAUGACCGAUUCAACAGUCAUGAUGGAUACAAUAUUUGAUAAUUUUUUUAAAAGACGACAUUUACAUUGUUGGGGAACAAUUGCUCAACGUCAAUUAGAACAUUGUUUUGACGGUGUAUUACAAAUUAAAAAUAAUUGUACAACAUUUCUAUCAUUAUGUACAACACUAAGUCAUUAUUAUCAAGUUGAAAAUGAUCCAUUUAUGGAAGAAAAUUCAUCAAUAAUUCAACGUAUAUUUGUUCAUGCAUUUGCAUGUUGUGUUCGACGAAACGCUAAAAUAGAAUUAGAUUAUCUAAUUAAAAAUCAUGCAUUAAUCUAUUAUGAUUCAUGUCGAACAAAACCAUCAGAUAUUCGACAUAAUAUUUUAACAUAUUGUGUUGUAAGAAAUUUGGUUACUAUAUUUGAUCAACUAAUGAAUAAUAUGAAAAUGACAAUGUAUAAAACAUAUCAAAAUUCAACAAAUCCCGAUUGGCAACCACAUAUUGCUUGGAGAGAAAUAAUUCAUGUUAUCAUCGAUCCUGUAUUACAGCAAACACAUGAACAAAAUGAAUUUUCUCUAUUAGCAUGUUAUGGUGAUAAUGGAACAAAUUUUUCAUCAACUGGCAGCGUGCCUAUUUUACAUUCAACAGGUGAAGAAUAUAUUCGAUGUAUAAAAACACGUGAUAAUAUUAUAUCGAAAGCAAAACGAAAAUUACCAAGAGCAUUAUCAGAUAUUAAUAAACGAGAAACACUUAGAAGACGAAUUAGUCUUGAUCAAGAUGAUACACAAAGUCAUUCGGUAACAGGUGGUGGAGGAAAUAUUUCAAUGAAACAACCACGUAGUGGUGGUAGUCAUAAAUCACAUCGAAACAUAUUUAAAAAUGUAAAUAAUCGUUUAAAAUUCGGUAUAGGCGGAAAAAAUAAUGACAGAAAUCAUAUACUAAUGACAACAACAACAUCAAUGGAACCUGAAAAUAAGACAUCGGCAAUCGAUGAUAAUGACGCAUCAGUACCAACAGAUGCAAUUAGUUUGUUGAGCGUUACAUUACCAAAGCUAAAGGACAGAAAACAUCUGAGCUUUCUUGAUCAACAAUUAUAUCGAUGGAUCAAAUGA